AUGUCCUUUGUCAAGCUCAGCAUAUUCGGCACCUCCUUCGAGGUCACCACCCGCUAUGUCGACCUCCAGCCCGUCGGUAUGGGCGCGUUCGGCCUCGUAUGCUCCGCCAAGGACCAGCUCACCGGCUCCUCCGUCGCGAUCAAGAAGAUCAUGAAGCCUUUCAGCACUCCAGUCCUCAGCAAGCGCACCUACCGCGAGCUCAAGCUCCUCAAGCAUAUCCAGCACGAAAAUAUCAUCAGCCUCAGCGACGUUUUCAUCUCCCCCUUAGAAGACAUUUAUUUUGUCACGGACCUUCUCGGCACGGACCUCCACCGCCUCCUCACCUCCCGACCUCUAGAGAAGCAGUUCAUCCAGUACUUCCUAUACCAGAUCCUUCGCGGUCUCAAAUACGUGCACUCCGCCGGCGUCGUCCACCGCGAUCUCAAACCGAGCAACAUCCUCAUAAACGAAAAUUGUGACCUCAGGAUAUGCGACUUUGGCCUCGCGCGGAUCCAAGACCCGCAGAUGACGGGCUACGUCUCGACGCGGUACUACCGCGCGCCGGAGAUCAUGCUCACGUGGCAAAAGUACGACGUCGCGGUCGACAUCUGGUCCGCGGGCUGUAUCUUUGCGGAGAUGCUCGAGGGGAAGCCGCUCUUCCCCGGCAAGGACCACGUGCACCAGUUCUCGAUCAUCACCGAGCUGCUGGGCACUCCGCCAGAGGACGUCAUCCGGACGAUCGCGAGCGAGAAUACCCUGCGAUUCGUGCAGAGCCUCCCGAAGCGCGAACGCGUGCCUUUCAGCGAAAAGCUGCAUUGCAGCGACCCAGUCGCGAUCGACCUCCUGGAGAAGAUGCUCGUGUUCGACCCGCACAAGCGGAUCAACGCGACGGACUCACUCGCGCACGAGUACGUCGCGCCGUACCACGACCCGACGGACGAGCCGGAAGCGGCGGAGAAGUUCGACUGGAGCUUCAACGACGCGGAGCUCCCGGUCGAUACGUGGAAGGUCAUGAUGUACUCUGAGAUCCUCGAUUUUCACCAGGUUGGAGAUGCGCACCUUGGGGAUGGUGUCCCGGAGGGCGCGCUCGCUGCGCCUGAAGACCCGCCGAGAGGUACGGAUGCGCGUGCCGCGCCGGCGGUGGUGCCUGCUCCGGCAGUGGUGGUGGCAGCCGCAGCGGGAGUAGAUUAG
Messenger RNA from Sparassis crispa, 1170 nucleotides. Its product is annotated as Mitogen-activated protein kinase HOG1. Lineage: Eukaryota; Fungi; Basidiomycota; Agaricomycetes; Polyporales; Sparassidaceae. Gene Ontology annotation, biological process: stress-activated MAPK cascade; osmosensory signaling pathway; cellular response to oxidative stress. The coding region runs from base 1 to 1170 and encodes 389 amino acids. The record is from RefSeq and is a predicted model, not a curated record. Gene Ontology annotation, molecular function: MAP kinase activity; ATP binding. The transcript is spliced from 13 exons. Gene Ontology annotation, cellular component: nucleus; cytoplasm.